UCAACGUGCUCCCGAAAGAAAUUCCAUUUAAACAAAGUUGUCACAGAAAAUGAACGUGAAUUUUGCGAUAGAAAGCACGACAAAAGGCACGUGCACCGCUUGCCUCAAAGGAAUCGAAAAAUCAUGCGAUGAAACAGGAAUUUGGGCAAAAAUUUACCGAGACCUACUUACAACAGAGGUGAAUCGCCUGCCGAUCGAUGUCGAGUACCAUUUUUGCGACGUUUGCCAACAAGAGCUGCAAAAAAUUGAUGAUUUUAGGAAAACGUGCAUGACCUCGAUCACUUUUUUGGAAAAUUUGGACUUUUCGUUGCCCGAUAUCGAUUUCAGUGCCUUCAACGAAGCCAAAUUAGUGGAUGAGAUACUUGAGGAAAAGAUUUUGAUCGAAGAUGGGUUACUUGAAGAAGUCAUUUUUGAGCCGAAUCUUGACUUUUUGCCUGAAGAAAGGAAACGUUCGCCUGAUAAUAGGACCUUUUGCAGCAUUUGCUUGAUAAAUGUGCCCAAAAUUACGAAACAUGCGGUGAAAGUUCACUCCGUACUGAACGAAGAUAAUAAUUUGGAAUGUACAGCUUGUUCGAAAAUGUUCGCUUGUCGCGAAAAAUUCGUCGAACACUUUGGAAAUUUUCAUCGGGAAUGGUCUGAACCGAAAGCUUGUCACAUUUGCGGGAGUCUUUUCACGAAAAAACCCGAUUACGAUCGUCAUCUUGCCUUGCACAAUAAAUCCAAGCGUCAGGAAAAUCGUUACAAAUGCACGGAAUGCGAUAAAUUCUUCUCCAAUACGACUCUCGUGAAGUAUCACAAGAUCAAGGAUCACGAAGGAGGCAUCCAGUGUCGUUAUUGCCCCAUUGCCUUUCGUCAAGAAGACUUUGACAAGUACACAGAGCAUCUCAGGAAGGAAGAAGAUCGCAAACACACACGACCCUCGAAGCAAAAACACGUUUGCGCCUUUUGUGGCGACGAAAAAAGUGACAGUAGCUCCUUGUACGAACACAUUCGAAGGUAUCACAAUGACGAUACCUUCACGUGUGACAUUUGCAGCAAGUCCUUUCGCAGUAAAUUCGCGUUUAAGCAUCAUUAUGAGGCAGUUCAUGGCGAACGGAGACACGAAUGUAGCGAAUGCGGAAGGAGAUUUAAGCUCAAAAGUGGUUUAAAAAGUCAUUUAUUGUCGCAUGCGCCCUCGGAGGAAUGUAAAAUUUGCCAAAAGAAACUCUCGCCGCGUUACAUGUCGCAUCACUUGAAGUUACAUUCCGAGAAACAAUCUGUCUUCGCAGUCACUUGUGCAACCAAAUGGAACGGAAAUUCUGUAUAGUUGUCAAAUGUGUGCCUCUUGUUAUUCAUCUUUGGACUCGCUGCAUCAACAUUACCAACAAGAACAUGGAUUUGUGGUACAAAAUGCCGUUAUUUCAACGACGACGACGACGAAUAACAACUCAAGUAUUACAAUUGUGAAUUAAUAUUUUUAACGAUUUAUUUAUGUUUAGUUGUAAGACAAGUUCAGGUAACAAACGAACUAUUUUAAUCAGUAUUUUAACUAUUUUAAUGGGUAACGGGAUCGAAUUUAUGAAAAUAAAAGUA
Messenger RNA from Culicoides brevitarsis, 1572 nucleotides. Its product is annotated as zinc finger protein 501-like. Gene Ontology annotation, cellular component: chromosome. Gene Ontology annotation, molecular function: chromatin insulator sequence binding. The transcript has 2 exons. The record is from RefSeq and is a predicted model, not a curated record. Lineage: Eukaryota; Metazoa; Arthropoda; Insecta; Diptera; Ceratopogonidae. Gene Ontology annotation, biological process: regulation of transcription by RNA polymerase II. Bases 50 to 1306 code for a protein of 418 amino acids.